Molecule: messenger RNA, 963 nt
Organism: Boleophthalmus pectinirostris (great blue-spotted mudskipper)
Lineage: Eukaryota; Metazoa; Chordata; Actinopteri; Gobiiformes; Gobiidae
Product: olfactory receptor class A-like protein 4
Exons: 4
Coding region: 10-963 (317 amino acids)
Biological process (GO): G protein-coupled receptor signaling pathway
Cellular component (GO): membrane
Molecular function (GO): pheromone receptor activity
Source: RefSeq, a predicted model, not a curated record
UUGGUGGGAAUGGGACUGCGUGUGUCUGUGUCCCCAGCACAGACGGCCUUCUACAUCAUACUGGUGAUGAUGGGAAUUCUGGGAAACGCCACAGUGGUGGGAGUGAUUGGGAAAAGUGUUAUAAUGGAUCGAGGCGGAGGUCGUAAUUCGGAUAUUAUCAUUAUUAACAUGUCUCUGUCCAACCUGCUGGUGUCAGUCAUGAGGAACACACUACUGAUCAUCUCAGACAUCGGGCUUGAGCUUUUCUCAUCUAAAGAGUGGUGCCAGUUUCUGAUGGGUGUGUGGGUGUGGCUGCGCUCGGUGAACGUGUGGUCAACCCUGUUCCUCAGUGCAUUUCACCUCCAGACUCUGAGGCGAGUCGCUCCUGCCAUGGGUAACAUGAGCGGGCUCCAUGGACCCCCAAAGAUGCUGCUCAUCACCCUGGGAUUCAUCUGGAUCCUUAACUACAUCUACUGCAUCCCAGCGCACAUUUUCUCCACCAAUGGGGAUGUCAACAGCACCGAGACUCUGAUGUUGGUGAGCAGCACAACACGCCCCCUGCUAGGCUGUGUGUGGAAUUUCCCCACCAGAUUUAGUGGUCUUGCAUAUGCCACCACCUCCAUGGUCAUCCACGAAACAAUACCAAUUAUUCUGAUGGCCCUCACCAACCUGGCCUCCCUCUACACCCUGUACACCCACGGCAGGAUGCGCAGCUCGGUGCAUGAUGCUCCCAUGAUAAAGCGGGUCCCAGCUGAGAGAAGGGCGGCCAAGGUCAUCCUCGCUCUCAUUAUGUUGUUUAUUGCUUCCUGGGGAACCAGCAUCAUCUCCGUGAAUUAUUUCAACUACAACCGAGGCUCCUCGUCUGAGUUUCUUCUAGUCAUUGCCCGAUUUGCAAACAUUAUAUUCAUUGCCUUUUCACCUGCUGUUCUGGCAAUUGGUCACCGGAGGCUGCGCUCAUUCAUCAAAUCACUGCUCAAUCACUGA